Meloidogyne enterolobii is the source of this 282-nucleotide messenger RNA. NCBI's taxonomy places the organism in Eukaryota, Metazoa, Nematoda, Chromadorea, Rhabditida, Meloidogynidae. The record is from the annotation of a GenBank genome assembly.
GGUGACAUGUCCUUCUCUCUUGUUUCAUUGCGCAAUUGCGCUUCUUUUCUUUUUUUGUUUUUAUUUUUGAUUGUCACCGACGUUGCGCUUUUUUGUCCACUCUUCUUGUUGCGCGACAAUAUUAUCCUCUUCCCUCUCUUCUUCUCCCUUUUAUUUAAAAUUAAGCCUUAUUAUUUUUCCCCUAAUUUUCUUUUUUUUCCUUUUCUUGUUUUUUUUGUCCACACAACUGGUCAGCGAAAUAAUUAGAAAAAUAAAUAAAUUAAUGUUGAUUUACCUAGAUUU